AUGAUACGACUACGAUAUCAAAUCCAGGCUGUCAAUAGAACUCGUCGCAACAACCACUUAGCAUUUUUUGGAUCGCAUAAAUCAAUUCAUUAUUUAACCAACAACUACAACCGAAAAUUCAACAAAGUACGACUAUCAAAAAUUAUAAUAUCAGGUGAAAUACAAAUCUUUGGACUGGGGAAUCAUGUUGCUGGUUUUUUUCAAAAGAGGCAAUUGUCUUAUCCAACUUUAAACCUCGAAAAAGCUCCAACAAAGGAAUUUUUGUCUAGUUAUUUGGACCACAAAUUUGAUAAAGCAAAUAGACUAAUAUUUGAUGAGAAAUUUCAAAACCAAUACUUAACAUUUUUAAAGAAUCAAGACCAAUUUACUAGAAAUGAAAUCGAUGACUUAGCAAACGACUUUCACCACGUAGUACAGGCAUCAUUUGAAUUUAAACAAGGAUUUCGGUUGAUCAACGCGUUUAUAACAAUCAUCAAUAGCAAAGAGCCUAAUAGAAGUAUAGAGGAGCUAAAAGCUUUAUUACUUCAGGGAGAUUUACUUUCUAAGUUUGUCUUGCAUGGUGGAUUCUAUGAUUUUUACGAGUUGAAUAUUGCACCUGAGCUUGAGAAAAAUGGAACCAGAUCAUUUCUUGACCAAACCAUUUCAAUCUUGAAAUUGCAAAAGAAGUCAAACGGAGAGUUAUCUUUCGAUUCAGAAGGAAUCUUGGAUUAUUUGGAGAGCUGCUCCAAAAGAGAUGGGAGGAAAUUGAUCAAUAUAUUUGUUUCGAAUAGAUACAAUAUGAGCAUAACUUAUGACGCAAAAUUGAAGACAAUAAGGGAUUUUUUGAAUUAUGCCAAAGUUGUAGAAGGACAGGAUUGGAUGUUGAAUGAAAACAUCACUGCUUAUGAUGAACUACUUAAAAUCAUAGGAUUGCCCCCAAAAGAAGUCUCAAAAGUUGAUCAAUUUUUGCAAGAUUUGAUACAAAUUUCAGAGCAAAUAUACGAGGAUAAUACGUCUUACUACCUUAUAACGCAGAUUAUGAGAAAUAUGAUUACAAAAUCACCAUAUUUAACGUACAUAAUGUUUCAAUUUAAAUCGUCAGAGAUACGACAUCGUAAUCUUAAGAGAUCAAAAGUUCUUAACAAGCUUGAUUUAGCCUAUGUCAUGGAAGCUUGUUUGAAAUUUGAUGAAAAUAAAAUUUAUGAGUUGUAUAUGCAAAAUCGUGACUUACAUGAUGAUGAAACUCAAGAAUCUGUCUUUCUACAAUUAUGUGUCAAACAUAAAGACUGGAAAUCCUUACAAUCAAGAUUUGAGAACAUGUAUGGAAAAGGAAAUCUACCGGAUACAAUACAUUAUGGUAUUACCAUGCAAGCAUUGGAAUUUUUGGGGGCAGAUAGUGAGUUGGAAAGAUUGUAUGAGCAAAUUUUAGAACGUGACUUGAAAAUGAACUCAGUAAUUUUUAUUGCUAGAAUGAAAGCAAAAAUCAGGCAAAAUGAUCAAGAUCAAAUUUUCAAUUUAAUGCAGGAAUACAUAUAUUUGGCCAUAAAUGAUAAAGCAUACUCGGAUGAUGUAAAAUUUGUUUUUCCUUUCGUAUUGCAACUUUAUAUUCAAGAGCAGGACUUUACCUCGGUGCUAGAUUUAUUGAGGGUUUAUAUGGAGAAAGAGAGAGAGCUCAAUCUAGAAAUUGUUUCACCUGAAGUGUUUUCAAACAUGUCCAACUUAUUUGCUGAAAACUGUGCACUCGCCAACCUAGAAGAACUUUACGUGUUGCUGACAGAAUUCAAUAAACAAGAUUCGAAUUUUUUAGCCAAAAUGGUACAAAGUUAUACUAAAUUGGGACAAUAUUCUAAAGCUGAUCGUUUUGCAUUUGAUGGGCAUUCAAAAUCGUACUUACCAUUUUCCGACUUGCAAUUAUACGCAGCACAAUUUGAAAAUUAUAUGAAGUGGGGGGAACUGAAACCAGGGAUUGAGACACAACGUUACAUAGAUAUAAAAAGUGAAUUCAUCGCAGAUCUGACUUUGAAAACCCAUUUUUCAAUUUUCCAGGCUCAAGUGGGAAGCAUCAAACUACUUAGCAAUAUCAUGAAUUAUUUGCAAAUUAAAGCCAAAAAGGAAUCUAAGGCAAAUGCAAUACCUUAUGUCAAAGGCCGUGAAAUUAAAACAUUUUACAACUUAGUGCGACUGAUGAAGCAUUAUCAUAUAAGAACAAAUGAAGAUCUUUAUCUUCCUAUAUUGAAAGCUAAUUUAAUCUACGAGAAUUUUAAACCUUUGAAUGUCAUGAAAAUCUUUCACGAAAUGAAUCAAAACAGAAUUCUAUUGACUGCCAAAUCCUACAAAUAUUUUAUCAAAGCGAUGAGUUUCUUGGAUCAAAAGUAUGAUAGUAGACUUAAAAAUACUUCAGAUAUGUUAAGACAAAUGUUAGAUACAUACGGAUUUUAUGGUGACAACAAUAAAGCCAAUCCUCAGUUGAAUUUCAAAAAUGACAGCCUACCGAUCGCGGAUAUUGUGAUAAAAUAUGUUGAAACUGUUGGUUUACGUCAAGGAAAUGCAUUAUUCAACAAAUUUAUUUAUUUUUGUGAAAAUGUUUUUGAUGGGAAGUUGCCUUUACCUUUGAAGAUGAAAAUUGAUCGACUUUUGAGGCAAUCAUAUAAACAAGUGAACAAGUAUGAAUACGAUAUGUUUUUAGAUCAAAAUUUAACUACCUAUGCCAGUGUACUUGACCUGUACUUGACACAAAAGCCUGAAACUUUUGACAUAAUAAUUCCACCAAUCUUGAAUGAUACUUUAGCUGACAUUGCGAUGCAAAAAAUGAAACGCUAUCUUGAAACUAAAUCUUUUGACAACAGAAAUCAAGCGAAAAUUUUGGAUAUUCUUGUCAAAGGAGUGAAAUUGAAGAUUGAAGAUUAUAAUUAUUUAAUAUCUAAGUUUUUAAUGAACCCAUAUGACAACUUAGAAACAAUCUUGAUACUCAUCGAACGAGAUUUGAUCAAAGGUAACUUAUCUCAGAUUGAAUUGUACAAGGAGAAAAAACUUUGCUAUAAAAUUUGUUUGGUGUAUUUGGGAAACAAUUACGGUGAUGAUACGGUUGAAGAGAAUUAUAAAAUCUUAUCAGACUAUUAUGGAGUGAAACUGAUCGCGGUGGAAAGAGAGAAUUUAAAAAACAACAAUAUCACUAAUUUCUUAAGAAGUUCUUCGGGUAGAUUGUUCAAUAUUAAAUUAGAUCUGUAUGAUUCUCGAACAAUGAAUCAAUUUAAUUUUAUCGAAUAUUUCAAUCCUGCGAGAGAGCUUACAAGCGAUAUCAAGUUAUUUAACAGCACAUCGAGGCAACUAAUGCAGGUACUAAAACAUCAAAUCAAAACUAAAAACUGGACUAUGGAAACCUUGAGAGCAAAUUAUCCUAAAAUUAUGAGGUAUUACACAACUGAUUUCAAUUAUUAUAAAAACUUGACCAUUUUCAAUGGUAAAAUCGAUUAUCUUAAUUCAUCUCAGAAUUCUCGACUUAGGAGAACAAAAGAUGUUUUGAAAGAAUUGCUUUUCAACUACAAUAAAGAUAAAAUCUUUAUUACAACUGAUGCCACUAUCGAAUCUAAAAUUAAAAUUUAG
This is a messenger RNA of Lodderomyces pseudojiufengensis, 3582 nucleotides long. RefSeq lists its product as uncharacterized. Gene Ontology annotation, molecular function: protein binding. The record is from RefSeq and is a predicted model, not a curated record. The coding region runs from base 1 to 3582 and encodes 1193 amino acids. Lineage: Eukaryota; Fungi; Ascomycota; Pichiomycetes; Serinales; Debaryomycetaceae. The transcript has a single exon.